This is a messenger RNA of Trichechus manatus latirostris (Florida manatee), 685 nucleotides long. RefSeq names its product transmembrane protein 223 (gene TMEM223). The transcript has 2 exons. Gene Ontology annotation, cellular component: mitochondrion. NCBI's taxonomy places the organism in Eukaryota, Metazoa, Chordata, Mammalia, Sirenia, Trichechidae. The record is from RefSeq and is a predicted model, not a curated record. Gene Ontology annotation, biological process: nervous system development. The coding region runs from base 1 to 588 and encodes 195 amino acids.
AUGGCGGCUUGGCGGCCGGGGUGCCUGCGACUGCGCCUCGCGCUGCGGCCCCUGCUAGCGCGCCGGGCCCUGCACGACGCCGCCCCGCCCCGGGACGUGCUACUCUUCGAGCACGAGCGGGGCCGCUUCUUCGCCGUCCUCGGGCUGUUCUGCGCUGGCCAGGGCGUCUUUUGGGCUUCCUUGGCCGUGGCCGCGUUGGCCCGACCUCCGGCUGCGGAGGUCCCAGAGCGAGGCCGCUUCGACCUACGCUCCACGCUCUGGCGCUACAGCCUGGCAGUCGGCUGCGGCGCCAUCGGGACCCUCGUGCUUGGUGCUGGUCUUCUCUUCUCCCUCCGCUCUGUGCGUUCAGUGAUGCUGCGGGCUGGAGGGCAGCAGGUGACCCUCACUACUCAUGCCCCGUUUGGCUUGGGGACCCACAUCACUGUUCCCCUGAACCAGGUUUCCUGCAUGGCUCACCGAGGUGAAGUCCCUGCCAUGUUACCCCUGAAGGUCAAAGGCCGGCGCUUCUACUUCCUCUUGGACAAGUCUGGACACUUUCCCAACACGCAACUCUUUGACAAUACUGUGGGUGCCUACCGGAGCUUGUAAAGGGCAAACCUUGGGUCACUCACCCUCCCAGAGGGGGAUCAAUUUAAUCUUAGGGAUACGGUGACAACCAAGGUCACACAGGAGGCCUGAGAGUCAU